UAAAUAAUUAAAAUUUAUACACACUAGAAAGAGAGAGAAAGAGAACAGUGGUGAAAUCAUGGCGAGAUAGAGUAUGAUCCUUCAUGUAAAAAUAGAUGCGAGAUAUAUUUUCUUGAUUGGUUGCACAGUUUACGGAAUAUGAUUUUGAAGAGUAGCGUCUAUGGCGAGUUGAGUAUAUGGCUUGUCGACUUGUGUAGCUAUCAAAAUAUGUUUACAUUCUCAUAUUAGACAUUUUCUUCAGUUUUAAAGUUUGUAUAUAAGAGACGCUACAUAUUUAUUAUUGUAACGAGCUGUUAUUGUUGUUUCUAUUGGUUUAGUUCUCACUGAUCUUUUAAAAUGAUCACACGUAGUUGUUAACUCGUGACUUAUUUUCUGGAAAAUAAUUUGGAUACAGACUUAGAUGUCUUUGAUUUAACUGCUCGUACAUAUAAACCUAAAUCCUUUAAAAUGAGUGUUAAAUCAAACUUGAGUUUUGAAGUUGUUUCAAUUAAGACUGAAGGAUCAAAGAUGAAAAUCCAAUUGGCUGAACCGAUUAAAGUCAAACCAGAUAAAAUUGAAACGAUUAAAGUGGAUAUGGCUGAACCGAAUAAGAUGGAAAUGGCUGAACCAAAUAUAGAUACAAAAGAUGUAUUUAUGGGUACAAAAGAUGUGCCUAUGGAAGAAACUGAAUUAAAAACAAAAGGAAAUAAAACUGUACCAACUAAGAUCAUAAGGACCAAAUCAAAUACUCUUGAAAGAAAAGUUGUGCACAAGUCUGAAAUGGUAUCAAUAAAUGAACAAGAGGGUUUUGAUGAUGCUGUGGAGGAGCGUAUUAUCAACGAAGAGUACAAAAUAUGGAAGAAAAACACACCAUUUCUAUAUGAUCUUGUGAUGACACAUGCCCUGGAAUGGCCUUCUUUGACGGCUCAGUGGUUGCCAGAUGUCACCAGACCAGAGGGAAAAGAUUACUCGAUCCACAGGUUAAUCCUGGGCACUCAUACUUCGGACGAACAAAAUCAUUUGCUCAUCGCUAGUGUGCAGCUGCCAAAUGAAGACGCGCAAUUCGAUGCUUCCCAUUAUGAUAACGAAAAAGGUGAAUUCGGCGGAUUUGGUUCUGUGAGUGGUAAAAUCGAAAUCGAAAUCAAGAUCAACCAUGAGGGUGAGGUCAAUAGAGCGCGUUUUAUGCCACAAAAUCCGUGCGUGAUCGCGACGAAGACUCCUUCGAGCGAUGUGCUCGUAUUUGAUUAUACCAAACAUCCUAGUAAACCAGACCCCAACGGGGAAUGUCAUCCGGACUUGAGACUGCGAGGACAUCAAAAGGAAGGCUACGGUCUCUCAUGGAAUCCAAAUCUCAAUGGAUAUUUACUUAGCGCGUCCGAUGAUCACACAAUUUGUUUGUGGGACAUUAAUGCCACACCGAAGGAGAAUCGUGUUAUCGAUGCAAAAACUAUUUUUACAGGACAUACAGCCGUGGUCGAGGACGUCGCUUGGCAUUUGCUCCAUGAAUCACUGUUUGGUUCAGUCGCUGAUGAUCAAAAGCUCAUGAUUUGGGAUACUAGAUGUAACAAUACUAGUAAACCAAGUCAUACUGUUGAUGCUCACACUGCUGAGGUGAACUGUCUGAGUUUCAACCCAUAUUCCGAAUUCAUCCUGGCCACUGGUAGCGCGGAUAAAACUGUGGCGCUUUGGGAUUUGCGAAAUCUUAAGUUGAAGUUGCACUCAUUUGAAUCGCACAAGGAUGAGAUUUUCCAGGUCCAGUGGUCUCCACAUAACGAGACAAUAUUGGCAAGCAGCGGCACAGACAGACGGUUACAUGUCUGGGAUCUUAGCAAGAUCGGUGAAGAACAGUCCAGCGAGGAUGCCGAGGAUGGUCCACCUGAACUUUUGUUUAUACAUGGAGGUCAUACCGCAAAAAUCAGUGACUUUUCGUGGAACCCGAAUGAACCGUGGGUCAUAUGUUCUGUAUCGGAGGAUAACAUAAUGCAAGUGUGGCAGAUGGCAGAGAAUAUUUACAACGAUGAGGAACCCGAGACACCCGGGAGUGAGAUUGAAACUGGCGGCUCAUAACGCGAAAUAUAAUUCUUUGAAUUGUUUUGUGAGCUACCGCCUCCCCCUCCCCCCCUUGACUGAGAAUUAUAAGCGCAACCCUAGUUGCGCCACAUUGUUAAACCUCUUGGUGUACGAGCUCAAAGAUUACUUUUCACCGAAAAACAAUAAUUCUUACUUUUAAUCACGUUCGCGUAAAUUACACAAAAAAUGUAAAUAUGAAAAAAAAGAUUCCAUUACCGUAUUUUCGGCGAAUGCAUUGCGUAUCUGAACAUAUGUCAUUUUAUUGGAUUUGACUAAACACGUAUUUUUCCAAAAUUUUGAAAGAAAUUAAGAGAAAGACUAGAAAUGAGAUAUUAUUGUUUUACGGUGACAAAAUUGGCUAUGUUAACAAUGAAGAAAGUAAACUAGCUGGCUGUAACGAAAUAACUGCUAGUUACACUCGUUAUGAGCCAUUCUUCAUACGAAGGCACUAUUUCUCUGUCAGUGGAAGAGAGCUCAAGUGAAACUAGGGGAUGCCAAGAACUUUUUCUACUUCGUUUUAAGCGUGAAUAAAGAAAUGAUGUAAACUC
Molecule: messenger RNA, 2597 nt
Organism: Solenopsis invicta (red fire ant)
Lineage: Eukaryota; Metazoa; Arthropoda; Insecta; Hymenoptera; Formicidae
Gene: Caf1-55
Product: chromatin assembly factor 1 p55 subunit
Exons: 5
Coding region: 448-2046 (532 amino acids)
Biological process (GO): regulation of gene expression
Cellular component (GO): nucleus; ESC/E(Z) complex; NuRD complex
Molecular function (GO): histone binding
Source: RefSeq, a predicted model, not a curated record